AUGAUGUCCAAUCCUCCUCUAUCUGGCGUCGCUCGCCCGCGACAGCGGCUACAUCGGCGCCAAAACUCUACCCCAUCGGCCUUCGAGUCUGUCAAGAUCGCUCCCUUGCCGUCUUUCCCACAACAACAGCAACGCCCUCACAUGUCCCAUCGACGAGGCCUUAGUCUGGAUACUAGGCGUCACCCUCUCAUGUCCUCAACAAUCACAUCCACAUCCCAGCAAGACUACUCGACCCUUGUCAGCACGACGGGCCCAGAUACGGGAAUACCUACGAGUCUGCCAGCGGCACCACAGGAUAUCCUAGCACAGCAGCAACACCAAGCGCACCUCAUAGCACGCCCCAGCUCCAGCCAAACCGACUACAGUGAUCUGUCGAGUGACAGCGGCGACUCUUUUCUUAUAUCGCCCCAUGGCACACCACAUCAACGAAACCACUUCAUGGACGGGUUGGCCCCGCAAGGUCCGAUACCCGAACUGUCCUUGUCCUACGAUACCUAUAUGGAUUCCAGCUUUGACGCCAUGAUGAAGAGAAACCAGGCCAGCUACGACAAUGACAACAAUGCCAUGGCCUCAUCAUCAUCUGCCAACCCAAACUUUGACUUCUUUGCCCCGGACGCGGCGCUCUCUACCCCGAACUUUAUGAGCUUUCCGGACCAAAGCCCCGCGGGGACGGGACAGGGAGGCUGGAUAUCCGAGGGCGAGGCAUCCAACACCCACUUGCGCAGAGCGUCAAGGCGGGUAAGCGGUGGAUUGAACAAUAGUCUCAUAGACAAAGUUGCAAAGUACGAGCCUAUGGCAAAUGGGCAGAGGCCAGCAACGCCCCCUACGCAUAAUGCGGCCGGUAAGCAUGCAAAACCUGACGUGUUGAGCGGGGAUACUGAAAAUGAGGCAGGAUUCUAUCCCCCAACGCCAAUGGAAACACCACACGAUCGCUUCAUGAAGCAGCAAGCAACACAGCAGCAACAGCAACAGCAACAGCAACAAACACUAAGGCCCAGCAGGUUUGCAGAGGAUUACGACGAGUCGAUGGAGGAGACACUUAAACCCAUACGAGGACACCGGAGCAAUCGCAACUCGGGUAUUUUUCAGGAACUGCGUCAACAGGCGGAAGCUAUGGCUGCUGCUGCUGCACCUGCAACAUCUCAGGCCGACAGGAUGCCCACGACAUUUCAAACGCACGCGCUUCCAGCAACCCAAGACGAAGACUUGUUGAGGAUCCAUUCUGAAUUCAUCAAGUUGGAGCAUAACGGAUUCACUUUCCCUGACAUGGGGUCGCAGAUGGGAUCACAGAUGGGAUCCCAGAUGUCAGGACUUGGAGGGAUGAGCCCUUUCGACAAUAAGCCAGACCUUGGUCCCCCAUCAGAAUACGACGAUGCCGAUCCACAUACCUCCAGCCGCCAGAGUUCAGUUUCCCCUUCGCGCCGUGGUUCGCCGCACCGACGAACGGACUCGAUCGCCUCCAUUGCCAGCGCUGCCAGCAUUGCUAGUAUCAACAUCGAAGAGACCAAGACAGACACUGGGGUAACUCUGGACGACAUCGCCCAGUACAUCGAAGGUCCCGAUCCCGCAGACGGCAAAUGGGUAUGCACAUACGAAGACUGUCGGAAACGGUUUGGCCGCAAGGAAAACAUCAAGAGUCACGUACAAACGCACCUCAACGACAGGCAAUAUCAAUGUCCAACCUGCAAGAAGUGCUUCGUGCGCCAACACGACCUCAAGCGCCAUGCCAAGAUCCACACGGGCAUCAAGCCAUACCCAUGCGAAUGCGGCAACAGCUUCGCGCGGCAUGAUGCACUCACACGACAUCGGCAGCGCGGUAUGUGCGUUGGUGCUUUUGAUGGUAUCGUACGCAAGGUGGUCAAGCGUGGCCGACCACGGAAGAACAGGCCAGACAUGGAGGAGAGAAAAGAUAAAAGCGACCGCACGAGGGAUCGGUCCAGGAGCCAUCAUUCAACCAGCAGCUCCGUCAGCAGCUUUUCUGGCUAUUCAGAUAGCUCGGUGCCCAACUCUCCCGGGAACGACUACGAUCACAUAAUCGACGAUGAACAGUUCCCUGGCUUGUUGGACAUGCCAAUGGGGAAUGUGCCAAACCUCCCGCCAAGCAUUGUAUCGGGCCAUGCCGGUCAUGGACAUGGUGCGAUGCCCAGUUCAUCGACAAUGAACCCGGCUGCAGCCACCAUGUCGGUCUCGUCAGUGUCUUCAGCGCCAAUGCCGAGCUUCGACCCGAGAGUUAACGAAGUCAUGAACGUGGACUCGCCAGUGUCGAGGAACUACGCUAAUUCCCCGUCGGCUGUGAGUAAUUAUAGCCAUGCUAGCCAUCCGUCGAUUUCAGUUACCGAGCAUCACGGACCGGGACCGGAUUUUGGGCUUCCAGGAUCACAGAAUGCUGCAUCGCCAGCCAAGAGUGCUGUGAGCCACUAUACGCCGCCGGAGUUGUCGACUAGCUCGUCACCACCCACGCAUACGCAGCAACAACAAAGCAGUCAGGGGCCGACGUACUACGAUAUGGAUCAUAGCCAUAAUGGCAUGUCGAACAUUCCGGGUCCCGCCACAAGCAUGGGGAUGGGCUCGGCGGUCCGUCCCACGGACGUUGAUCCAACAAACAUGCUUCUGCAUGGGUAUGAGCAUCAAAUGGAUCAAAACUUGAUGCUUGGAAACUUGGAUGGUAUGGCCAAAUUCGAGGUCAUGGAAGGGUACGAUCCAGCAGCGGAAGUGAAUAUGUUUGGUGAUGUCCAUGAAGGGGAUGGCAGUGGUCACGGUGCGGGUAACAUGUAUUUUGGGUCAUGA
Messenger RNA from Sordaria macrospora k-hell, 2787 nucleotides. RefSeq lists its product as uncharacterized. The record is from RefSeq and is a predicted model, not a curated record. Gene Ontology annotation, molecular function: DNA-binding transcription factor activity, RNA polymerase II-specific; RNA polymerase II cis-regulatory region sequence-specific DNA binding. Gene Ontology annotation, biological process: regulation of transcription by RNA polymerase II. Gene Ontology annotation, cellular component: nucleus. Lineage: Eukaryota; Fungi; Ascomycota; Sordariomycetes; Sordariales; Sordariaceae.